This is a messenger RNA of Gamsiella multidivaricata, 447 nucleotides long. RefSeq lists its product as uncharacterized. The transcript has 2 exons. NCBI's taxonomy places the organism in Eukaryota, Fungi, Mortierellomycota, Mortierellomycetes, Mortierellales, Mortierellaceae. The record is from RefSeq and is a predicted model, not a curated record. The coding region runs from base 1 to 447 and encodes 148 amino acids.
AUGGUUAUUAUCACCACGUCCACUACCGCAAACAUGGCAACCAUAACAAUCAUGGAAAGCACUGCAAGCAUGGCCACAAUCCCAAACACCGUGAUUACCGCUCUGGUAAUUACGGCAACGAACAUCGUCGCCGUAGUGAUGGUGAUGAUUACCAGCACAACUAUCCGUACAGGAAUGACCCCAACGACGGCACCAAGCCCAGAUCUGACCAUUGGCGCUGUGUACCGUUCUAACGGUACCAUGGCUCGCUCUGGCGGUCAGCUGGACUUCUUCCUGCAGCUUUGCGCUCUCAACAACAACAACAACCCCAAGCCCAGCAAGCCCAAGCCGCCGACCAAUAAUACAUCCAGCCGGAGCCUUGCAUUCUUGGACAUCGUCUCCAUGGACCCACUUUGUCCAAAGCCCAGCAAGAAGAACAUCGACCAUAUCCUCAAACAAAUCACCUGA